This is a messenger RNA of Penicillium olsonii, 933 nucleotides long. NCBI's taxonomy places the organism in Eukaryota, Fungi, Ascomycota, Eurotiomycetes, Eurotiales, Aspergillaceae. The record is from the annotation of a GenBank genome assembly.
AUGGCGACGACUGGAGGCGCAUUCAUUGCAGGCGGUAUCGCAGCAUGCGGUGCGGUCACCGUCACCCACAGUUUCGAGACAGUCAAGAUUCGUUUACAAUUGCAAGGUGAAUUGCAGGCCAAGAAUGAGGCUGUGAAGAAAUACCGAGGUGUGCUGCACGGUGUCAAGGUGAUCUUGCAGAAUGAGGGACCUCGGGGUCUGUUCCGGGGCAUUGGAUCUGCCUAUGUGUACCAAAUCCUGUUGAACGGCUGCCGUCUGGGCUUCUAUGAACCCAUCCGCUCGAACCUCACAACCGCCAUUUACAGUGAUCCCAAGGUCCAAUCUCUCGGUGCCAACAUCUUCGCUGGUGCUGCUUCCGGUGUUAUUGGUGCUGCCGCUGGAUCGCCAUUCUUCCUUGUGAAGACUCGUCUUCAGUCAUACUCCCCCUUCCUCCCGGUCGGCACUCAACACAACUACAAGAACUCGUACGAUGGAUUGAGCAAGAUUUACAAGGGCGAGGGUAUCAAGGGUAUCUACCGUGGUGUUGGAGCUGCUAUGAUCCGUACCAGUUUCGGCAGUGCCGUCCAGCUCCCCACAUACUUCUUCGCCAAGCGCCGUUUGACCCGCCAUUUGGGCAUGGAGGAGGGCCCUGCUCUGCAUCUUACCAGUAGCGCGGCUUCUGGUUUCGUCGUGUGCUGUUUCAUGCAUCCUCCUGACACGAUCAUGGCCCGAAUGUAUAACCAGACAGGUAAUCUGUACGGAGGUGUCUUUGACUGUCUUCUGAAGACCAUCCGCACUGAGGGCGUCUUCGCCAUUUACAAGGGCUUCUUUGCCCACCUGGCCCGCAUUCUACCCCACACUAUUCUGACCCUCAGUCUGGCUGAGCAAACCAACAAGCUGAUGCGUCGCGUCGAAGAUCGGGUUUUGCCCAACUCUUUCCGCGAGGGAAUCUAA